AUGAUAACUGCAAUAUUUGGUGGGUUCAAUGCGAAUACUCGAAAUGAUAAGGAAGUACCCACUAACGUUGAUAUGUUGGAAUUUGAUGAUACCGAUAUAACUUCUCAAGAGGAUACUACAGCUGAUAGUGAAGUUCAGAUAGGCGAUUUGGAUGUAUCUUUAAACCAUUCAAAGGUUGAUGAUGAGCCAUUCCUAAAUUUGGAUGAUCAGGGUAGUAACAACAAUAAUAAUGAAACUUAUAGUAUUCUAAAUAUGUGUGAAAUGUCAAUAGAUGAUUUAAAUGAAAUUGAUGUCAUUAAUGGUAGAAAAAUUGAAGAACCGUUUAACCUUUUAGACGCCUCCAAGUUAGAAUCAAAUAUCAUGCCUGCAAGUUCAGAUCAUUAUGCGCAUUCUUAUGAUAGAUAUGGUUUUAGGAAAGCAAGUAAAUAUAUUACUGAAGAAGAAUAUGAUAAGUGGUGGUCAAACUAUUCAUAUUCAUGUAGCAAAAAUAAAAAUAAAUGGGAACGAUUUAUGUCGAAUAAUGGCUUGCCAGUUAUAAAUGAUACACCAAAGAAAUUUCCUGCAAAGAAUGACAAAUUGAAAAAACUAGUCCGAAAAGGUGUGCCUGCGGAAUGGAGAGGUGAUGCUUGGUGGGCUUUUGUAAAUGGUGAUGAUUUAUUAAACAAAAAUAAAAAUCUAUACAUGAAGCUAUUACGGGUAGUAUCCCAGCUAGAUGAGUUUAAAAAUAGGAAUGAUAAAAAUGCUGACCAUAAAUAUUUACCUGAACUAGAUGUCAUCGAAAGAGACCUUAAUAGAACAUUCCCAAACAACCUACAUUUCCAACGUGAACCUUUCCAAAUUUCAGAUCCUCCAAUGAUUAAGUCGUUAAGAAAUGUGCUUGUUGCCUUCGCAAUAUAUUGUCCCAGUAUCGGUUAUUGUCAGUCUUUGAACUUUAUAGCAGGGUUGCUAUUGCUAUUUCUGGACGAAGAACGAACUUUCUGGAUGUUAGUUAUCAUAACCUCAACAUUUCUUCCAGGAGUUCACAAUUUUGAUUUAGAAGGUGUAAAUGUAAAUCAGGGAGUAUUAAUGUUAUGUGUUAAAGAAUUUUUGCCUGAAAUAUGGCCUUUUAUUGAGAAAAAUUAUAAUCAUGAUAAGAAAAAACCUCUGCAUUUACGAAGGACAAACGAAUUUCUACAUAAAUUACCCUCGAUUGUGUUAUGCACAACAAAUUGGUUGAUGAGUUGUUUCGUAGGUACCUUCCCAAUUGAAACUACGCUACGUGUUUGGGAUUGUUUAUUCUAUGAAGGAUCGAAUUUUUUGUUUAAAAUUUCAAUGAGUAUUUUGAAAUUAAAUGAAUGUCAUUUUAUGAAGAAUAAUGAUAAUGGUAGAACAAUAUAUCAUUUUUCAAUACGGAAAUCUAAUGUUAAUGAAGUGAAUCGGUCUAAUGGAACAAUGCCAAUAGAAGAGAUGGAAGCAGAAAUAUUACAAUCCCUCCAAACUUCCCCUAAAAAGUAUUUAGAUCCCGAUGUUUUAUUUGACAAAACAAUAAUGAAAAGACGAAUGGCAUUCAAUAAACUAGAUCAAGAUACAAUCGAUACCUUGAGAAAAUAUGUUACUUCGCAAAGGUUGAAGUAUAAGAAAUACAGUAAGCUUUUUGGUUUAAAUUAUGACACGAAACAAAACUCUUCAUCAAAGAAUGACAUUUAUUCAGAUCCCUCUGUUUUGCCAAAAGAAACAAUAAACGAAAUGGCAUUAGAAGAAAUAGAUGAGUUCAAAACAAAAUUAGAUGGUGACUUUCCGGACAAAGAUGUAAAAAUAGGUUUAAACAACAAGCAAAGGAUGCAUUCAUUGCCGUAA
Vanderwaltozyma polyspora DSM 70294 is the source of this 1836-nucleotide messenger RNA. Its product is annotated as GTPase-activating protein. The transcript has a single exon. Lineage: Eukaryota; Fungi; Ascomycota; Saccharomycetes; Saccharomycetales; Saccharomycetaceae. Bases 1 to 1836 code for a protein of 611 amino acids. The record is from RefSeq and is a predicted model, not a curated record.